Neogale vison (American mink) is the source of this 2134-nucleotide messenger RNA. It is a transcript of the gene AATF, whose product is annotated as apoptosis antagonizing transcription factor. The coding region runs from base 156 to 1853 and encodes 565 amino acids. The transcript has 12 exons. The record is from RefSeq and is a predicted model, not a curated record. NCBI's taxonomy places the organism in Eukaryota, Metazoa, Chordata, Mammalia, Carnivora, Mustelidae. Gene Ontology annotation, biological process: regulation of transcription by RNA polymerase II. Gene Ontology annotation, cellular component: nucleus; nucleolus.
UCCCGGAAGUGGCCGGCCCAGAGCGAGAACAGGGUUCUGCGCGAUCCCUGGCUGUUCUAGGCGGUAGUCUCCCGGCAACAGGGCCCCGCGGGGAGAGAGCGUCCAGGCAGGGGCCGCACACUGACGAGCGCGGCGCGGAGUGAGACCUGGCGACGAUGGCGGGGCCGCUGGCGCUGCAGCUGGAACAGUUGUUGAACCCACGACCGCGCGAGGCGGAUCCUGAGGCGGACCCAGAGGAGGCCACUGCUGCCAGAGUGAUUGACAGGUUUGAUGAAGGGGAAGAUGGGGAAAGUGAUUUCCUGGCGGUGGGUAGCAUUAGAAAACUGGCAUCAGCCUCCCUCUUGGACACAGACAAAAGGUAUUCUGGCAGGGCUACUUCUAGAAAAGCUUGGAAGAAGGACCAUUGGGAGCAGACUCUGCCAGAUUCAUCUGACCAGGAGAUACCUGAUGAGGAAGAGUCUGGAGAUAGAGAUUCAGAGGGGCUGGAUCUGGCGGGAUCCGAUGAAGAUGCCAUGAGUGCUGCUGAGGAAGAAGAGUGUGAUGAUGACAGGGACAGUAGUCUGGCCUGGAAGAAGAGCCAAAACCACUCUGGGAAAACACCGGGUUUUAGUGUCCAGAGCAUCAGUGACUUUGAAAAGUUCACCCAGGGAAUGGAUGACCUUGGUAGCAGUGAGGAGGAGGAAGAUGAAGAGGAGGAGGAGAGUGGCAUGGAGGAAGGGGAUGGGGAGGAAGACUCUGUGGGUGAGAGUGAGGAAGACAGAGCUGAAGACAGGAAUAGUGAAGACGACGGUGUCGUGAUGACGUUCUCUGGUGUCAGAGUUUCUGAGGAAGUGGAGAAAGGAAGAGCUGUGAAGAACCAGAUAGCACUGUGGGACCAGCUCUUGGAAGGAAGGAUCAAGCUACAAAAAGCUCUGUUGACCACCAAUCAGCUUCCUCAACCAGAUGUUUUCCCUAUUUUCAAGGACAAAGGUGGUCCAGAAUUUGCCAGCGCACUAAAAAAUAGUCACAAGGCCCUUAAAGCAUUGUUGAGGUCAUUGGCAGAUCUUCAGGAAGAGUUACUUUUCCAGUACCCAGACACUAGAUAUUUAGUAGAUGGGACAAAGCCCAAAGCAGAAAGUGAGGAGGAGAUUUCCAGUGAAGAUGAAGAUCUGUUAGAAGAGAAGAAGAAGCAGAGAAGGGCCCCACCAAAGAGGAAGCUGGAAAUGGAGGACUAUCCCAGCUUUAUGGCAAAGCGUUUUGCUGACUUUACAGCCUACAGGAACCGCACACUUCAGAAGUGGCAUGAUAAAACCAAGCUGGCUUCUGGAAAACUGGGGAAGGGUUUUGGUGCCUUUGAACGCUCAAUCUUGACUCAGAUCGAUCAUAUUCUGAUGGACAAAGAAAGAUUACUUCGAAGGACACAGACCAAGCGCUCCAUCUACCGAGUUCUUGGCAAACCUGAACCAGCAACGCAGCCUCUCCCGGAGAGUUUGCCAGGACAACCGGAGGUCCUUCCUCAAGCCCCUGCCAAUGCCCACCUGAAGGACUUGGAUGGUGAAAUCUUUGAUGACGAUGACUUUUACCACCAGCUCCUUCGAGAACUCAUAGAACGGAAAACCAGCUCCUUGGAUCCCAAUGAUCAAGUGGCCAUGGGAAGGCAGUGGCUUGCGAUCCAGAAGUUACGAAGCAAAAUCCACAAGAAAGUAGAUAGGAAAGCCAGCAAAGGAAGGAAACUCCGGUUUCAUGUCCUCAGCAAGCUACUGAGCUUCAUGGCACCUAUUGACCAUACUACAAUGAAUGAUGAUGCCAGGACUGAGUUGUAUCGAUCUCUUUUUGGGCAGCUCCACCCUCCUGACGAAGGCCAAAGGGACUGACUGCACCCGCCACUCUUGCUACAGGCCCGAGGCGGGGACCGGACACACGGACAGGCGGACACACCAUGCACCGGCUCGCCAGCCCCAAACACGGGAAGCCGUCAGCCCGUGACUUUGGGCUAGUUGGGGAGUCCUGGGCAGGUGGGGGAUUUAGAGCACGUGCCUAAUAAGACCCGGGAAGCUUGGAGUCAAGUGUACAUGUCCCCUGUGCUUCAGUUUGCUGGGGACCCGUGCCCCACGCUCGUUCACCAUCACAAAUAAACCGUGUUGUUACGGCCAUG